CGGUGGUGCAGUAGCAGUAGAAGCAGUAGAAGCAGCAGCAUUAGCAGCAACAAGCGCAAGCGCAGCAACAAGAAUAGCAAGCGCAGCAACAACAACAGCAAGCCCAGUGGAAGAGACAGACUCGAGCAAACGACGAAACCAUGCCGCACAGACCCGAUUCCCAGGGAGCCUCGGCCUCUUUGUCGCCGGGGGUUGGYGCCACGAACCACUCCUCCGUGUACACCCCCCCUAGGGUGGCCGGGAGCACCGCCGCAGCCAUCAUGAGGCAGCAGAGCCGCGACGGGAGCCUCGGCCAGGUGCCCGGGAYCACCUCCGGCCUGGGCCUUUCGUACGGCGGACACCCCUCGGGGAUCGUGACGCCCUUUGCGUCCUCCAAGGGGGGMGGGCCCACCUGGCUGGCCGCUGGAUCGAGGAACAAGAGCUCGGACUCGACGGACCGUUCSACGGCGACGACGGCCACCACCAUGGACGAGACCCGGAGCAUUGCCACCCUCGCCACCGAGGACGAGCGGGAAGCCACGGCCUCGGCGCUCCUCAUGGUGGCCAAGGCCGCCGAAAGGGAACACCAGCAGAGCUACCUGAAGGGGAUGGUAGUGGAGAGCAGCAACAGCAACAACAGCAGCAGCAGCAGCAGCGGAAGGGCCCCCGGGACGACGACCCCGGGUCUCUCCUCGGUGCCCUCCUCCGUCUCGAGGGGGUCGCCCUCGACGGUUCCCCUCAAGAAGAGGAAGAAACAGCUCCGARACGAUGCCUGCCACGUGAGCCCCAUGUCCCACGCCUCCACGGACCGCGGAACGGCRACCGCCUCUGCCGCCACGAAUUCCUACGAUUCCAAGGACACGGCACCGCCCGUUCUCACGACGCCGAAGGGAGAGAUGACCCAGGAACUCCUGGACUCGUCCAAGGUCCACAGCACGGCACAGAUCGGAAACCCAAGGCUCCAACCAGCAAGGGUGCCCUUGUCCCACUUUCCCACCCUCCUGCACCGGAUCCUGGCCGACUCGGACGAGGAGGGAUCGGCCAUGCGGUGGCUACCCGACGGAGAGGCCUGGAAGGUCAACAACUGGAACGCGAUGCGCCGGGAGAUCCUUCCCAGGUACUUUAGCGAUCUACCGGACGAAGACGGCCGCUCCUGCGGGACGAUCGACGCUUUUUUGCACCACGUGGACGCCUGGGGAUUCGAGGAAACGASCGCCGGGGCCUACCGCCACAACGUAAGUCGGUCUCCAGAGAGUAGUGAUUGCUUUGCUUUGCCUUGCCCAAGGGAAUGUUGGAAUGGAAUCGAAUCGAAUCGAUCGGUGCCUAUUCUCACUCUCAAGUUUCGUUUUGUUUUCGCCUUUGACUUUCACAACCGCACCUUGUUGCACCGAACAGCUCUUUAUCCGCGGUGCCCAAAAGCUCUGCGUCAAGAUGCGGUUCACCGCCGAUGCGAGGAGCGACGGUGCCACCAACGGACAGCGUCCGAACACGGUAUCCCCGGGACGCCACGGUGCCGACGYAACAGAGCGGCGAAUGCUACAGGUUCCGAUGCUCGCGUCUGCCGGUACAACGGACCCCAAGAAGCAGCCGGUGCUGCAUCCCGGAAAACGACCCCGAUACGAGAGCGAUGCGGCGGGGCAACCCGGGCACGCACCGCUCCACUGGCCCUUUUCGGGUGAUGCCAAAACCGGUGCCAUGUGGGGCGCGAACGGACAGUUCGGCGAAGGACCCCACGCACGUGCCUACGGAAUGAGAGCCGCGGCCGCGCUCAGCGCCGGAACGACCUCCUUUGCCACGCUCAACGGAACCUACAACAUCGACCCGAGAAUGCAGCUCAGCCGGAUUCCCACCUCCGAUUCCGGAACGGUGUCCAGGCCGCAGCCCCAUCYCASCUUUCAGUACAUACCGCCGCAGGUCCGGUCCGGCAGGGGCGCCCUCAGAGGCAUUGCCCCGUCGGCCCAACCGAACCAAGGAUCUUCCCCGGCGGCGGCCGCGAGUCCCACCUUUCGCCACGGAUUCCCCGUCUCGAACCGCGGAAAGGGCCGCCGCAAAACGGCCKUCUGCCGAACCCCGCUGGCCGGCCCCGCCACCGAGAACCCCACGGCGUCCACCAGCGAGGCCCCAAAGGCAACCACCGCAUCAGCGGGAAUGAACAUUGUCGGCGAGGCCCAGCGGGUCGGAACCUCGGUCCAGGGCGUCGCGRUGGCGAUCUCGCGCAAGGGAAAACGAAAGCUGCCGAUGGCGGGGGCCCGAAAGGCGGAGACCGGCAGCAACAGCGCUUUGGCUUCUGCCGAACAAACCGGCACGGCCCAAUAGAUUGUUUCGAUAUACACACAGACA
Molecule: messenger RNA, 2319 nt
Organism: Pseudo-nitzschia multistriata
Lineage: Eukaryota; Bacillariophyta; Bacillariophyceae; Bacillariales; Bacillariaceae
Source: the annotation of a GenBank genome assembly